UGUUAUUUUAUUUUUCUGACGAUAGUUGUGAUUUAUUACAGAUUUUACAAAUGAAGGAGUGUGUUGUGUAUUUAGCUUGCAUUAAAACAAUGUUGUGCCUUAUUGAUUAGUACUUUUGUUUGCUAAUUGCACUUAGUGUUGUAAAAUAAGUUUCCUGCCUUCGGGAACCGAGGAUGAUCUCAUUGACGCACUGACGUUUCGUUCCUUUCCGAGAUCUUGCUUGAUCGUUUUAUUAUUUUUACGAUUCACUAAGUCCAAUGACCUUGUUAGUAGCUUAUAAAUAAUAUUUCCGAAUCAAGUUAUUCAAUAUGAAGAAGCAGUUCUUUAGGGUUAAGCAACUCGCCGACCAAACAUUUUCAAGGGGCGGCAAAGGAGAAGCGCUCACGGAUGAGCUUCAGACGGCGGAUCGGAAAGUAGAACAGUUAAGAAAUGCCUUACAAUUAGUUAGUAAGAGGCUGGCCACUGGAGCUGGAGGUACCCAGGGGCAGGACCCUGCAGCCCGAGAGAAAAGGCUGAAAAAACUUCCAGAAUAUAUGCUUGGUUUAUCUAUGGUGGAAGCCAGCAACUAUGAUGAUGAUGAAAGUGUGCUUAAACAUAUCCUAUUUGAAUGUGGUAAAACAGAAAAAUACCUAGCAAAUGAAAUAGCCGAGCAUGAAGUUAAAGUGGAGCAACUGGUAAUUGCCCCACUGUCAACCAUCAGUGACCAUGAUCUCCCGGCCAUACUGAAAACUAAGAAGCACCUUAGUAAACUCAUCAGUGAAAAGGAAUCUGCGGCUCACAAAUAUCAUCGAGCAAGAGAAGAGAACCCAGCUAAACUAAGUGCAGCAAGGGAGGAGUUAGAAGAAAUCGGGAUUAAAGUGGAGUCAGCUAGAGAUAGUCUAGCAGCGGAGAUGUUUAGUCUAGUUGCAAAAGAAGCAGAGAUGGCCCACAUAUUGCUGCAGUAUGUUAAACUACAGCGGGCUUACCAUGAAUCUGCAUUACAUUCAUUACAAGACACCGUCCCGGAGCUAGAAAGAUUCAUAAAUGACAGUGCAGUGAAACGUGUAUUCGGGUAUCCAUUAGAAGACCACCUGCGGGUGACGGGGCGCACGAUAGCCUUCCCCAUAGAGCUGUGCGUGUGCACUCUACACGAGUUGGCGCUAAACGAGGAGGGGCUGUUCCGGAUAGCGGGCGGUACAUCCAAAGUAAAAAGGAUGAAGUUAUCGCUGGACGCGGGCCUGUUCAACGUGCCGCUGCCGCCCGACUACCGCGACAUGCACGUGGUGGCGUCCGUGCUCAAGUCGUACCUGCGCGAGCUGCCCGAGCCGCUGCUCACCUACCGCCUCUACGAGCACUUCCUCGCCGCCUCGCGCCAGCCGCAGGAGAACGCCCGCCUCAACACGCUCUGGGAGGCCGUCCAUCUCCUCCCCGAGGCCAACUUCCACAACCUCAGGUACCUCAUCAAGUUCCUGUCCGCCCUCACGCAGAAUCAGGCCACCAACAAAAUGACGCCCUCCAACUUGGCGAUCGUGAUCGCGCCUAAUCUGCUCUGGGGGCCGCACGAGAACAGCGCCUUCGACAUGAACGUCACCACCGCCGUCAACUGCGUCGUGGAACUCCUCAUCAAACACGCCGACUGGUUCUUCAAUGAGGAGAUCAAUUUCUUCAUCUCCUUCACUAAGGAGGAUCUCCUUCCCGAUCAGUGCGAGUACGGGUUUACGCCGGGUUUCGGUCCCAGUUUCCCGCAGACGGCGGCGCUGCAGGAGCACUCCAACGGGGAUUACAGCAGCAUGAGCCGCUCCAUGCUCGAGUACGAGCGGCGCGGCGAGCCCGGCCGCCACUCGCGCAGCAACAGCCACGACACCAGCCUCAUUUUACUCGAGAACGAUAUCAAGAAGGCCCAGUCGAACAGCUCCCUCUCCGAUCAGUCUAGUCCCCCGCUCGGCAGCCCGAAGCCCAUCAUGAGGAGAAAAAACAAGCCGCUAGCACCCGUCCCGCCCAACUUCACUCCGGACAAAAACAAAAAGCCCGAAGCGCCACCGGAGCCGUCGAAAGAGGCGGACAAGCCGGCGAAACCGCCGCGGCCCGUCAUAUCCGACAGCGGAAAAGUAAUCUCGGGCGUGCAGACCAUCAACCGGUCCACUUACCGACAGAGCAAGGCGCUGAAGGACGAGGCCCGGGGCAGCAGGGAGAACCUCUUCGAGGCGAGGCGGCAGAGCUUAGAAGUGGAGAAAGAUAAAUUCGAAAGUAUAAAAGCCCUGGAAGACAGGAGCGAUUCAACUCUAGUCGUUAAAAACGUGACCGCGCAGACGGGAGUGGUCGGCAGGAUGAAAGUGACGGAGGGCAUCAGCGGGCCGGCGUCGCUCGGCGGGCAGCCCGCGCGGCCCGCCGCCAAGCCGGCCGGCCAGCCGCCGCCCCGGCCCGUGGCCGCGCCGCGCACCAUCAUCCCCACCGUCGACGCCGACGCCGCCGACGUGCAGCUGCGCAACAAGCCCGCGGUCCCGGAGCGCCCCGCCACGCUGCGCCCGCAGAGCUUCCGCGGCGGCCGCGGCUCCAGCGACUCGGACGUGACGCCGACCGUGCUCGAGCGCACGCACAUAUACAGCGUCGACAAGCAGCAGCCGACGAUGAUCCAGGUCGGGCCGGCGGACGAGGAGGGCGGGUCGCGCGUCACCGUGCAGCGCACGCACAGCUCGGGCGGCAAGGACGCCGAGCUCGACGAGCACAAGGCGCUGACGAGCGCGACGCGGCAGAAGUCGCAGUCGGAGGGCAGCAUAACGGAGGUGCCGCUGUCGCCGCGCGCGCCGACGGCGCGGCCGCCGCGGCCGCAGGUGCCGGCGCCGCCGCCGCCGGUGGCCGCGCCCUCGCCCGCGGCCGCGCCGCUCGCCACGCACGAGAGCACGGACCUGUAGCCGCAACGCCAGCCCCGAGAUCAUCAGUAUUACGCGGCGCCGACUCGGUCCCGACGCGUGCCGGCGUCGAGAUCGACUCGCGCGCCUUUUCUAAUUGAUCACAUCUCAUGACAGAUUAGCAUUAGUAGCCGGUGCUUCCGAUUUGAGGAACCUCUCUCGACUCGAGCGCGUUGAUCCGGAGCUGUAAUUUGCCGGGCGCCCGGUGGCUUCGGCGUGCCCGAUUAUAUUUUUCUCUCUUGCGAAGUCUUCAUAUCUUGAUUAUGGCUUUAGAAAAUCGAACGAGACUGAAGAGUUUUAUACUUUUUAUUAUGCAAUCUACGUCCUAUUAAUAAUGAAUAGUACUUCUAGAGUGCAAGUUAAUUGCCUGAAUUUCAAAAGUUUUGUGUCAACAUAUUUUUAUACUGAAUUGAUAGAAAGAAAACAAAAUAAUUAUAUUUACGUGCAAAAUUCAACUUUAGUGUUGCUUGCCCUAGAAAAGUACUUCAAUCAUAAUACUGUAAGUAUUAGUCACUCUGGCAAAGUCAAUACGUCAAAAAAACUGUGAGGAUGAUUAGAUAAACAAAGUAUCGCAUUUGUUAACAUUAUUAUGGUGCAUAAAGCUGGUCGCUAAAUAGAUGCGUCGAAGUUAAAUUAAAAACUAGAAAACUAAUUCAUGGAUGUUUAUAUCCGUAGUAGCAGUUUUCUUUCCAUUAUACUAACCGUCGAUAAAUUUUGUCGCAGUCUGUGUAGGCAUAGCCAGCUUGUGAACUCGCUUAUUUCACAUCACAAGACGAUGUUUCCGAAAGAGACAUCAAAAUAUGCUGUCAUAUUUGUAUGACAGAUAAAUUAAACUGUACAAGUUACGUCAAAGCCCAUUUUUGCAUUUUGCAUAUCUUAAUCUGCCUUUUAUCUAUCAACUUAUUUAUUUUUGUACUUUAAUUAUAAGGCAUUUGUGAUUUACAUACAAGACAUAUAUUGGAACGUAAAUAUAGCUUGCACGCGUAAUUUAAGUACAUAUUGGAGUUGUAGCGUUAAAUUUAAAUUAAUUCGAGCAAUAUUCCAAAAAGACAUAUUUGACAUUGUCAAUUCAGCUUUAUAUGCUUUUAUUGACAUUAAGUAGUAAUAUUAAGCUGUUUGCAGUUUUUCCGAGUCUACGCAAUUUAACAGCUUUGAGCUCCAAAUGGACUAUCUAAGCAUUUUUACCUCUUUCUUAAAUUAAUAUCAUACAAAUUAUCAAGGCUCUUAGCAACAUUUUAUUAAAUUAAAUUUACUAGAAAAUAAUUAGUCAAUCAGUUCACACUUGUAUAUUUUGCGUAGACUUGGCAAUGUUGUAUUUAGCAUAAUUUUGUACAAUAUUGAAUGUUGCAAUUGAUCGUUGUGAUACUAGGAAGAUUAUCCACCCAAGAGGGUGCACAAACGUACACAUUUUGACGAUUAGCCAUAUUUUAUGAUAUUUAUCUUAUCAGUGCACGAGUUCUGUCGCGAACUGAAACGUAACUGCAUUAGUUAGCCCACUUCAGUUGCGAUUUUAAGGCAUCCAUGGUCUGAUUAAUAUGACCAAUAUUCAUUCACUAAAUCACUACCCACAGUUUUUAUUGUAACCGUCUUGAAAAUCGUCUACAAAAAUGCGUUAAAAUUGUACUAAAAUAUUCUCUUUAGUAAAGCUACAUUACUGCUUACGUAAAUAUAAUAGAGACACAUCUUACAGAAUGAGAGAUUAAAUAUCGUAAUUUCAUUCUAACAAAUAGCUUUGUUUCUACAUACGUACCCAAGUAAAAUUUGCAAGUCUACAGAGACCUAAGUAAAUAAAAUUGGGCUCAACAUUAAUCGUCCAUGGAUGCCUUACACGGCUUUGUUCAUACACUGUGUCAGUAAAUUUUACAUUAUUUUUUUAGAAUUAAGUAUGUUAUGUAGUAUUUACGACGUUUUAUGUGAUAUGCAUUUUAUUAUUAUACUGCAAGUAUACAAGCUUCUGUUGUAAUUAAUACUAAUAAGGAUAUGCUGAAAGAAAAAUUCAAAUAGA
Messenger RNA from Leguminivora glycinivorella, 4893 nucleotides. Its product is annotated as rho GTPase-activating protein 44-like. Gene Ontology annotation, molecular function: protein binding; GTPase activator activity. The transcript has 6 exons. The record is from RefSeq and is a predicted model, not a curated record. The coding region runs from base 309 to 2891 and encodes 860 amino acids. Gene Ontology annotation, cellular component: cytoplasm; intracellular anatomical structure. Gene Ontology annotation, biological process: regulation of Rac protein signal transduction; signal transduction; regulation of actin cytoskeleton organization. Lineage: Eukaryota; Metazoa; Arthropoda; Insecta; Lepidoptera; Tortricidae.